AUGCCGUCCGACCCCCGCGUCACCGCCGUCGACGCCUUCACCCCAACAACCCACACCACGCCCGGCCCCACCCUCCUCGCCGCCCUCUCCCCAGCCCCCAACAGCCCCCCUCUCUCCACCAUCCUCAUCCUCGGCGCCUCCCGCGGCAUCGGCGCCGGCAUCGCCCUCUCCUACGCCCGCGCCGCCACCCCCUCCACCACCCUCAUCCUCGCCGCGCGCACCCUCUCCCCCGCCCUCUCCUCCGUCGCCGCCGCCGCCCGCGCUGCUGCCGCCGCGGCCACCCCGCACGGCGGCGCCAUCACCGUCCUCGAGCGCGCCUGCGACGUCGCGUCGGCGCAGAGCGUCGCCGCUGUUGCGGCGUGGGUGCGGGACGAAGUCCUCGGAUCGGGGUCUGGUGGGGAUUCCGGGCAGCGGCAGCGGCGCCGGCUCGACGUUGUGGUGUUCAAUCCUGGGUACUCGGGGCCGGUGGAGCUGGCUGUCACGGAUGGGGAUGCGUUGGACGGGGAGUGGGAGCGUGCGUUUGCGGUGAAUGCGCUCGGGACGUAUUACGCUGCGCAUUACUUUGUGCCGCUGUUGCUUGCAGAUCGUGCGGGAGGAGGAAGUGGUGGCGGGAGGAAGGCGUUUUUGGUGGUGGGGAGCGUCGCGGGGUGUAUCAGGAGGGGCGUCAUUGCGAACAGCAAGUACUGCGUCAGUAAGAUGGCGCAGGCGCGGAUUGUCGAGCAUUUGGCGGAGCAGUUUGGCGGCGAGGCCGGGGACGGGGACGAGGAGGGCCGGGGGUUGUUGGCGAUGGCGGUGCAUCCUGGGGCGGUGGAGACGGACACGGCGCUGGAGACGGCGCCUGAGGCGUUUAGGAAGUAUCUCGUGGACGAUCCGGAGCUGUGCGGGCAUUUCCUCGUUUGGCUGACGAGGGAGCCGGGCAGGUUCCGGUGGUUGAACGGCAGGCUGGUCAGCGCGACCUGGGACCCGGACGAGCUGCUCGCGAAGAAGGAUGAGAUUAUCGCGGGGGAUUUGCUGAAGUUUGAGGUGAAGACCGGGUGA
This is a messenger RNA of Diplodia corticola, 1038 nucleotides long. RefSeq names its product short-chain dehydrogenases protein. The coding region runs from base 1 to 1038 and encodes 345 amino acids. NCBI's taxonomy places the organism in Eukaryota, Fungi, Ascomycota, Dothideomycetes, Botryosphaeriales, Botryosphaeriaceae. The transcript is spliced from 2 exons. The record is from RefSeq and is a predicted model, not a curated record. Gene Ontology annotation, molecular function: oxidoreductase activity, acting on the CH-OH group of donors, NAD or NADP as acceptor.